AUGGAACCUGAGGAUUUUGAGUCUAAGGACAAAGAGAUAUUAAGCUGGGAUAUCAAUGAUGUAAAACUGCCACAGGAUGUGAAAAAGACAGACUGGUUCCAAGAAUGGCCGGAUUCCUACGAGAAGUACAUCUACAGCUCGGAGGACAGGAGCGCGCAGAGGCACCUGAGCAGCUGGGCCAUGCGCAACACCAACAACCACAACUCGCGCAUCCUCAAGAAGUCCUGCCUGGGCGUGGUGGUGUGCAGCCGCGACUGCUCUGCCAAGGAGGGCCGCAAGAUCUACCUGCGGCCUGCCAUCUGCGACAAAGCCCGGCAGAAGCAGCAGAGGAAAUGCUGUCCCAACUGCGAUGGGCCCCUGAAGCUCAUUCCUUGCCGAGGCCACGGGGGCUUCCCGGUCACCAACUUCUGGAGGCAUGAAGGACGCUUCAUAUUUUUCCAGUCAAAGGGAGAACACGAUCAUCCAAAGCCAGAAACCAAAUUGGAAGCCGAGGCAAGAAGAACAAUAAAGAAAGUGCACGUGGCAUCUUCCUCCGUCUCCUUAAAGCUGAACAGGGGCCCAGAGGCAAAGUCUGUUCCAGGUGAAGCGCAAAGUUGGGGGAAUUUACCUUUAAACUGGUCUUUCCAGGAGAGCAUCCACCUGCCUGGUGGGGACGGUGGACAUUUGGCGGCUGGGAUCCCCCAGCAGAAGUCACCGAACGAUUGCUUAUUUAAGAGCUACGGUUUGGGGGGAGCCGCGGACCUGGCAGACCCCACUUCUACCAUGAGCCCCACUGAGCUCUAUGAGAAAUGCAAAGUGUCCAGCGCUCGGCUCUAUGGUGGCGGGGACCUGCUUCCGCCUCCCGUCUCCGGAGUCCUCUCCGAUUACAGUGAUCUGCAAACAUGGAAUAAAAACGCUGCUUUGGGGAGAAGCCCUCUUAGCGACAACGGGUGUCCCAGUUACCCCUUUCCUCAGGCCGGCUGGCCUUAUGACUUCUCCCCUUCCCCGAACGCUUUAGAUCCCCUUUCUCAGCAGAUUCCAGUGGAACCACCAUCAGCCAAAACGGGCUGCCUCCCGUUAUGGCCAAAUCCAGGGGCGGAUCUUUACGAAGAGAAGGUGCACGUGGAUUUUAACAGCUACUACCCUCCCGCCACGUGCCAUUCGCCUCAGGAAGACCCCUUUCUCUUUACCUAUACCUCUUAUCCUCACCAUCAGUACUCACUGCCAGGCAAGAGCAGCAAAUGGAAUUUUGAUGAAGAAAUGAGGUACAUGGGUUUGGAUCACUACAACAAUGAAAUGCUUCUCAACCUCUGUCCUUUAAGAUGA
This is a messenger RNA of Eptesicus fuscus (big brown bat), 1305 nucleotides long. It is a transcript of the gene GCM1, whose product is annotated as glial cells missing transcription factor 1. Gene Ontology annotation, molecular function: RNA polymerase II cis-regulatory region sequence-specific DNA binding; DNA-binding transcription activator activity, RNA polymerase II-specific. The transcript has 5 exons. The record is from RefSeq and is a predicted model, not a curated record. Gene Ontology annotation, cellular component: nucleus. The coding region runs from base 1 to 1305 and encodes 434 amino acids. NCBI's taxonomy places the organism in Eukaryota, Metazoa, Chordata, Mammalia, Chiroptera, Vespertilionidae. Gene Ontology annotation, biological process: regulation of transcription by RNA polymerase II; gliogenesis; cell differentiation involved in embryonic placenta development.